CCGUCGCGGCACCACCAAAUCCCUUCAUCUCUCUCCCUCUCGACAACUGUACGGCCCAUUCAGAUUCCUCACCACACGCAGCACCACCACCACCACCGCCGAGUAACGCCAAACGAAACGCCUCCCUUAGCCGCCGCUCAUCGGGUGUUCUCGCGAUCGCGCCGAGGCAGAGGGAGAGCGAGCUGCCGGCGGUGGUUCUUCUUCCGCGGCCUCUGCGUGCGGCGGAGAGAUGUCGAGCGGCAGCGGCGCGCGCGCCACGUCCGGCGAGGGGAGCCCCCCCGCCCCCGGCGGCGCGGGGGAAUUCAUGCUCUUCGGGGUCAGGGUGGUGUUGGACUCCAUGAGGAAGAGCGUGAGCCUGAACAACCUGUCGCAGUACGAGCGGCCGCAGGACGCGGCCGGCGGCGGCGGCGGCGGCGGCGGCAAGGAUGAGGCGGCGGCGGCCGCAGCCGCUGCGGGCUACGCGUCCGCCGACGACGCCGUCGCGCAGGGCGCGAAGGGCGGGGCGGGCCGCGAGCGCAAGCGAGGAGUUCCGUGGACAGAGGAGGAACACAGGCUGUUCCUGCUCGGAUUGCAGAAAGUGGGAAAGGGUGAUUGGAGAGGCAUUUCGAAGAACUUUGUGAAGACUCGGACGCCCACGCAGGUGGCGAGUCAUGCCCAGAAGUACUUUCUCCGCCGGAGCAACCUCAAUCGCCGUCGCCGCCGUACUAGCCUGUUUGAUAUCACCACUGAUACAGUCACUGCUGGUACACUGAUGGAAGAGGAAGCUCCUUCAGUAGAUGUUGCGUCUGAGUCAUAUCCUUCACCACCAACACCAGUGGCGCUGCUAGAAACCAGUAACAUCUCAGGUUUCUCGAUGAUGCCGGCGACAGUGGCAAUUACGUCCAUCGUAUUGCCAGUGCCGGUGGAGAAUCCAGUGGAAAAUCUGAGCAUCGUGCAAGGCGUGCAAUUCGAAAACUCUCCAGCAAAGCUAGUGCGCCCAGUUCCCGUUCUUCAAGCUCCUCAUGCUCCAGCUGUCCAUGAUCUCAACUUAUCUCUGAUGCCCCCAAAGAGCCCUUCGCAGCUGUCGCUGAAUCUGGCAUCGCCUCAGGACCAGAGCGAGUCUUCGAGAAGACAUUCGGCUUUCCAGAUGACCCCGAGCUUCGGCAAGGGGGACAACAUGAUCAGCGUCGCAUGAGAGCUUCUGGGGUGGCGUCGUAAAGGGUUAUCUAAAACCCUCGGGAUAACUUAGGUUAGAGAAAGAUAGGGGUCGUCGCCGAUCUGUACA
This is a messenger RNA of Syzygium oleosum, 1264 nucleotides long. RefSeq names its product transcription factor MYB1R1-like. The record is from RefSeq and is a predicted model, not a curated record. Gene Ontology annotation, molecular function: DNA binding. NCBI's taxonomy places the organism in Eukaryota, Viridiplantae, Streptophyta, Magnoliopsida, Myrtales, Myrtaceae. The coding region runs from base 230 to 1174 and encodes 314 amino acids. Gene Ontology annotation, biological process: response to gibberellin; response to auxin; response to ethylene. The transcript has 3 exons.